AUGAACUUGAGACUAUUUGCAGCGAUAUCGACAUUUACACUUCACAUCUUUGUUACAUGUUACUUAUUUGAUGACGUCAACGAACAAAAAGAUUCCAUGAACCUUGCUUUGUACAGCAGUGAUUGGACGCCAAGCAAUUUGCAACAUAAAAUUCUACUGCUGCAUGCCAUGCGAAUGAAUAACGCCGAAAAUCUGAGACUACAAGUGACGAAAAAUAGAAUAGUAAAUUUCAAAAUGUUUACCGAUAUCAUGCGGACGACGUAUUCGAUAUUAUCGGUGUUGGAAAAGAUGUGUGCAAACAAAGCGUGA
Diuraphis noxia (Russian wheat aphid) is the source of this 309-nucleotide messenger RNA. RefSeq lists its product as uncharacterized. The record is from RefSeq and is a predicted model, not a curated record. Lineage: Eukaryota; Metazoa; Arthropoda; Insecta; Hemiptera; Aphididae. Gene Ontology annotation, biological process: sensory perception of smell. Gene Ontology annotation, cellular component: membrane. Gene Ontology annotation, molecular function: odorant binding; olfactory receptor activity.